Messenger RNA from Varanus komodoensis (Komodo dragon), 4419 nucleotides. It is a transcript of the gene PPP1R10, whose product is annotated as protein phosphatase 1 regulatory subunit 10. The record is from RefSeq and is a predicted model, not a curated record. Gene Ontology annotation, molecular function: metal ion binding. NCBI's taxonomy places the organism in Eukaryota, Metazoa, Chordata, Lepidosauria, Squamata, Varanidae. The transcript has 19 exons. Gene Ontology annotation, cellular component: nucleus. Bases 798 to 3443 code for a protein of 881 amino acids.
CUGUGUCUGUGGGAACGUUAUUGUGGGGAACGGAUUGGGAGGGAAGAAAACGGCAUAACGUUAGUAUUAUUUCUAUUUUCUCCCUUCCCAGAAUACGUUGUAGCUGAUCUUUAUAAAAAGUAAAUAUUGGUUUGCCUAUACUGAAAGUAAAUUGACUCCAGUAGUGACGUAGUUUAGUUGUCCCUUAAAAAAAAAUCGAGAAGAAAAAGAAGAUAAAAUCUGAAUUAACAUUUUCCAUUAGCGUGUAUUUUAAAAUUUCUUACGAAUCUUUUUCCCCACCCCUCACCUUGAGAUGUUAAGAGUUCUGAUAAAUCUUGCGAAGACUUGAUUACAUAAGCGCUUAACUUUAUAACUAAGCCCUUUUUGGAUUUAAUUUUUAAAAACUUAACUUUGUAAUUUUUUCCCCCUCCUACAGGUUUGCUUUGGUCUUGAGACACCGUUGAACUUCCGCGAAACAAAGAAAAAUCCCCCCACAGUUGAACCUCUGAGACGACACACAAAAAAGCCAGCUACAUUUCUGAUCGUCUGUAUCGGGAAGCUGUUAAAAUUCUUUGUGACCUGAAGGAGAACAACUGCCACUAAAAACAUAAAAAACCAAAAUAUUUAGCAACAACUUUCCCCGAUUUUUUUUUAUCAAGCAGCUUUUUGUUACUUAUUAACCAUCAAAAAGUUGCUAGUUUUUUUAAAAUAUGAGCAAAAUCAAAUUCAUUUUUUUCUUUAAAAACACAGCUUAAUCCAAAAAAAGAUAAACCUUGAGGCGCUGUCGACGAGAAAAUUAAUUGGAUAAAUUUUCCAUCAUGGGCUCCAGACCAAUAGAUCCGAAGGAACUCCUGAAAGGACUGGACUGUUUCCUUGGUAAAGAUGGAGAAGUCAAAACACAUGAAGGCAUCACUAAAAUUUUCAAUUUAAUGAAAGAUGCACAGAAGAUGGUUAGUCGCUGCACCUACCUGAACAUCUUGUUGCAAACCCGAGUGCAAGAUAUACUUGCAGAAUUCAUCAAGGUUGGUGGCUAUAAGCUCCUCAACACAUGGCUAACUAACUCAAAAGCAUCCAAUAAUGUGCCCCUUCUGCAGCAGAUUCUGCUCACACUGCAGCAUUUACCUCUUACAGUGGAUCACCUGAAACAAAACAAUACUGCCAAACUGGUGAAACAGCUCAGCAAGACAAGUGAGGAUGAAGAGCUCCGCAGACUGGCUUCCAUACUGGUCAGUGACUGGAUGGGUGUCAUCCGCUCCCAGAGUAGUUCACAGCCUACAGAACGAGAGAAGAAAAAGCGAAAGGAGGAGAAUAAAAGCAAAGCACCUGUUCAAGAAAAGCCUCAGGAGGCCAAAUCAGAAGCCAAGCCUGAGGAGACACCUGAGAAGAAGAAAGAAAAGCCAAAAUCUCUCCGUACCACAGCACCCAGCCAUGCAAAAUUCCGUUCCACUGGUUUGGAAAUGGAGACUCCAUCACUCAUUCCUAUAAAGAAAAAUAGCAAUGCUGCAGUAACCUCUGACAAAUACAACUUGAAGCCAAUACCACUGAAGCGGCAGAACACAUCUGCCGCCACUGGAGAGAACCUGCCUGCUGAAAAGAAAUACAAGCCCCUUAACACAACUCCCAACACUACCAAAGAGAUUAAAGUGAAAAUUAUUCCUGCACAGCCUAUGGAAGGCUUGGGUUUUUUGGAUGCCCUAAACUCUGCCCCUGUCCCAGGGAUCAAGAUCAAGAAGAAGAAGAAAGUGCUGUCUCCAACUGCAGCUAAGCCAAGCCCUUUUGAAGGGAAGCCAGCCCCAGAAACCAGUACUGCCAAGCCAUCUUCACCAGAACUUACCCCUACGUCAGAGCCGAUGGAUGUGGAUAGACCUGGCACUCCUGUGCCUGCUGUGGAGGUGCCUGAGCCCAUGGAGACAAACUCCUCUGAGCAAGGUGGCUUGCUGGAUUCCAAGCCAGCUGAAAGCCUAGCCGAGUCUGCACAGCUGACAAAGAAGGGCAAGAAGAAGAAGACAGUGAGCUGGCCUGAGGAAAGCAAACUGCGGGAGUACUUCUACUUUGAAUUGGAUGAGACUGAGAGAAUCAAUGUUAACAAGAUCAAGGACUUUGGUGAGGCUGCCAAGCGAGAGAUGCUGAAGGACCGCCAUGCUUUUGAGACCGCCCGUCGACUCAGUCAUGAUGCCAUGGAGGAGAAGAUCCCCUGGGUUUAUCCAAAGCUCAUUGACUUGCCUGCUCCACUGGUACAGCCAGGAAGCGGCAGUCAGGAAAAAUUCACCCAAGCCGAAAGGGAGAAGGGCAUUUUACAGGAAAUUUUCCUCUCAAAAGAGAGUGUUCCUGACAGCCCACAUGAACCUGACCCAGAGUCCUAUGAGCCAUUGCCACCCAAACUUAUUCCACUAGAUGAAGAAUGCUCCAUGGAUGAGGCCGCCUACGAGGAAAGACUCGACCCGGCCACCGCCUCGCAGUCUCCGGACAGAGCUGGGGGCUCGAAGCUGCCCCCGGUCCUGGCCAACCUCAUGGGCAGCAUGGGGGCAGGCAAGAACCCACAGGGCCCCAACCCCUCCAUCAACGUGCAAGAGAUCCUCACCUCCAUCAUGGGUGGCUCAAACAAUCAUAAAACAGAAGAGCUGAUGAAGCAACCAGACUACUCAGACAAGAUUAAACACCUUCUGGGCAACUUACAGGGUCAGCCUGGACCAGGUCCUUCAGGAGUUCCACACACGCUCCUUGGACCAGGGCCUGGUCCAGUUCCCAAUGGAUUCCCACCAGGGCCCAAAAAUAUGCAGCACUUCCCUCCUGGAGGUCCCGGACCCAUGCCUGGACCACAUGGAGGCCCAGGUGGCCCUAGCAUGCCCCCAGGCCCAGGUGUGCCCAGCGGACCUCGGAUGAUGGGCCCACCUCCGCCCCAGUGUAAUGACGGAUACUGGGAUCCUCCUGAUGGUGGCAUGCGUGGUGGGCCCCAUGGAGGCAUGAGAGGCGGCAGCCCUGGCCCAGGACCUGGCCCCGGCCCUUUUCAUCGUGGGCGUGGUGGCCGAGGAGGAGAGCCCACUUUCCGUGGGCGAGGAGGUGGACGGAGUGGCGGCCCCCCGAAUGGUAGGGGUGGCCCUCCCAACAGCAGCAUGGGCGGUGGCCAUGGAGGGGGACACGGCGGUGGUGGCCAUGGAGGUCACGGAGGAGGGGGCCACCCAGGGGACCACAGCCGGGGACAUCCAGGCGGCCAUCCAGGGGACCACGGCCGGGGACAUCCAGGCGGUUAUCCAGGGGACCACGGCCGGGGAUAUCCAGGGGACCACGGCAGGGCACAUCCAGGGGACCAUGGCAGAGGUCAUCCCGGGGACCGCGGCUGGGGCCAUGGCGGAGAUAGGUCAAAGCGUUCAGUAUGUCGUCACUUCACAAUGAAAGGCAGCUGCAGGUACGAGAACAACUGUGCCUUCUACCACCCUGGCGUGAAUGGGCCACCCUUGCCCUAGUACUAGGGAUCUGCUCCCCUUUCCCUAUCUCUAACUGUGGUAUCAGUGCACAUUCCCACGUCUUGGACUCUGGGGCUUGAGCUCCAACUUCAGACUCAUGCUGCAUCCAUCUUUUUAUGGCUUCCAUGAGGCCCUUGAAAUGCUUGGGGCAGGGGGAGGCAACUGCUCUACGUCUGCUGCUACUGAUGAACUGCCAUGUCACAAAGGAGCCACUGGGAGACACCUCCCUCCUGCCUGUGGGGUGAUGAGACCACCAAUGACUUGAAAGCACAAGAGACUUAUGGAGGGUUUUAAAACUGAUUUGUGUAAAUAUCCCUGUGAAACCAGCAGAGGAAGAGGGGACGCUGCAGCUCGCAGCCCUGCCUGGAACCAGAUUCUCAGGAACCAGACCUGCACUGAAGACAUUUGCUUUGGUCUGGAGGAACAGCUGGCAUCUGCAGGAAAACUCUGCCAUUUUAGGAACAAUGUGUGAGGCAGGGGUGGGGAUGAAGCAGUCGCCUGUGGAUUAUUCUGUGGGAUCUAAAGGCAAGGAAUCCACUGCUGUCUAAAGGCCAACUAGAAGAAGGGGGAAUGCCAGCAGCUGCUGCUUGCACAGUACCCUCUUGAGCCAUGGUGCCCUGUCUUCCCAUUUAUAAAAUACCCCCUGCAGUGUUCCCACUGACUGCAGAGCUGUGAUUUCCCUUGGUGCUAAGUGUGUCAUUGGGGGAAACCUACAAACUGUUUUCUAUGAAAACUCAACCUUGACUCUAAAGAUUUAGGGGGUAAUUUUUGUUUUCCUGAUUUCAUUGUUGGUUGUGGGUUUUUAAAAACUGUCUCACAAGAUGUGGACUCUUCACUACAUCUUUUGUCUCCCCCCUUCCUUGAAGUGGGUGCAGCAACCCCCUCACCUGAGGGGAAGAAAGUGUCUCGCUCUAAGUUUUUGUAUAUUUUGUAUAUUAGUAAUAAACAUGGUGGAAAAAUGAAUUAUCUAAUUUAA